AUGUCUGCUUCAACAAUUAAUUUCAGUCAGAAAGGUUUAUUAGCAUUGGGUGCUGCUAAUACCGUACAGAUUUUACGUGACCCCCAUUCCAUUCCACCGUCCAAUGCAUCAAAAAUCUUUGAAACCAUUUCACCUAAUGUUAACCGACGAGUAAUUUCGAAUGCUUAUCUUUCUCACUAUGCGGUUCAUCCAGUUUAUCGUGUACGCUUUUGUCCUUAUGAAGACGUUUUAGGAGUAGGUAGUUCCGCUGGGAUUUCAUCCAUUCUUUGCCCUGGGAGUGCCGAACCUAAUUAUGAUGGUUUAGAAGAAAAUCCUUUUGCCAAUAAACGUUAUAGGCAAGAAAGAGAAGUUAAACGACUUUUGGAUAAGAUCCCAUAUACAAUGAUUUCAUUAAAAUCAAUCGUUGGUGAAGUUCGUCGUGAAGACCUUUUAGAAGAAUGGGAAAAAAAGAAAGCUGUAUUACUUGGACAAGUUCCCAAAGUCGAUACACCUGCUAUUAAACGAAAUAAACAAAAAGGUAGAUCAAAACCUGGUCGAAUCGAGGCAAAAAAGCAAAAUAUACACUUUGAACGUAAAAUGUUUACUAUCAAAGAAGUUUUAGGUGUACGGGAAGCGGAAGAGAAGUUACGACGAAAAGUUUCUUACAAAAAAAUCAAUGAUAUAAGCACAUUACCGAGACCUAGUGAAGCUUUAGUAACAAAAAAGAAAUUAUCGAAAAGACGCACAAACACUGCUCUUGAUGUGUUGAUUCCACCAAAAGAAUUUUAA
This is a messenger RNA of Schistosoma bovis, 768 nucleotides long. Lineage: Eukaryota; Metazoa; Platyhelminthes; Trematoda; Strigeidida; Schistosomatidae. The record is from the annotation of a GenBank genome assembly.